Messenger RNA from Petromyzon marinus (sea lamprey), 3153 nucleotides. NCBI's taxonomy places the organism in Eukaryota, Metazoa, Chordata, Hyperoartia, Petromyzontiformes, Petromyzontidae. The record is from RefSeq and is a predicted model, not a curated record.
GAGAGAGAGACACACACACAGACACACACACAGACACACACAGAGAGACACACACACACAAAGACAAAGUUUCCUCACGCUCCCAGGUAGCCCGGCCGGGCUGUUGGGCCAAGGGGAUCAAGAUAAAGUUUCCUGGACGUCGGCCCAGCCCCUCGCUCCUUCAUCACCGGACCCAGCGUGUCUCCCCGCGUGUCUCCCCGUCACGGCGAUGAUCCUCAAACUGAAGAAGCUGCUGUGGGCGGGAGUUUUUGACUCCCAUCCCUCCGAGCGGGAGAUCCCGACCCCGAGCUACACCCCCUGCAGCCGCGUCACCGCUUGGAGCCACGCCCCCUGGGGCCACGCCCCCAAGAGAGAAGCUACCUGUCCCGAUUCCACCUGGACCACCACCGUCUCAGCGGCACCACCACCACCACCACCGUCACCGUCACCACCACCCACCUACAUCGUCCUGCCCCUCUGCCCAACGCCUCCACCAUCCUCUACUUCAUCACCGCCGCCGCUGCUACCGCUGUCACCACCGACAUCGCCACCAUCACCACCGCAACAUCACCACAACCUCCAUCAUCAUCAUCAUCACCACGUCCACUGGAGCGAGUCGGACACUCAGAGCCUCACUCCCGCUGCUGGUGAGCGUGGUGGUGAGCGUGGUGGUGAGCGUGGUGGUGAGCGUGGUGGUGGUGAGGAUGCCGCUCUGGAUCUGAGUGCGAGGAGGCCGAGGAGCGCUCACCCCUACCCCUUGCCACUGAGGAGCGGUCGCCUGGCCUACGAAUGCAACGUCUGCUGUCGAGUCUUCAGUCAGCUGUCGAACCUCAAGGCUCACCUCCGAGUGCACAGCGGCGAGCGACCCUUUGGAUGCUCGCUCUGUACCAAAAGGUUCACGCAGAUGGCUCACCUCCAGAAACACCAGCUCGUCCACACGGGGGAGAGACCUCACCCCUGCCUGGUUUGUUCCAAGCGCUUCAGCAGUUCGAGCAACCUGAAGGCUCACCUUAAGCUCCACGAGACGCCCCCUAGCGCCUGAGACGCACAAAUCCACCCCCAGAUCGAGCCCUAGGAUCGACCCGCAGGACUCUGUGAGGCUAAUGAAUAUUCAUGAAUCUGGCACAAUAAAUAAAUAAAUAUAUAUUUCCCCGCCCCCUAAUUAAUAUCUAAACACCCCUAAUGAAUAUUAAUCAUUGCGACCGCUCCUCUCUAUAUAUAAGACCACUCUAAUUCAUAUUAAAACGCCCCUAAUGGGUAUUGAAUUAAUUUCGUCAACAUAUAUUCGACACCCUAACUAAUAUUAAUGAUGGGUCUCGCGAUGUAACCUCAUGAAUAUUCAACAUGCAACUAAUGCAUAUUAAUUAUGCUUUCUGCAGAGCGCCUCAUGAAUAUUCAACAGCCUCAUGAAUAUUCAGUAGGCGAGAGGUCGCCCCGCCCACUACAGCCACGUGACCUCAACUCCCGCGGGCGGGAGAGAGGCCACGUGGUGGGUGGUGCUGAUGGUGAUGUUGAUGGUGAUGCCGAGUGUGAAUUUUAGCCUCGCCACUUUAUAUCUCCUCUGUGUAUGUCGGCAUGGGCCGUGUAAGCAGAGCAUGGUACAACGCUGAGACAGAGCACGGUACAACACUCAGACAGACAGAGCACGGUACAACACUCAGACAGACAGAGCAUGGUACAACGCUGAGACAGACAGAGUAUGGUACAACACUGAGACAGACAGAGCACGGUACAACACUGAGACAGACAGAGCAUGGUACAACACUGAGACAGACAGAGCAUGGUACAACGCUGAGUCAGACAGAGCACGGUACAACACUCAGACAGACAGAGCACGGUACAACGCUGAGACAGACAGAGCACGGUACAACACUGAGACAGAGUAUGGUACAACGCUGAGACAGACAGAGCACGGUACAACACUCAGACAGACAGAGCACGGUACAACACUCAGACAGACAGAGCACGGUACAACACUCAGACAGACAGAGUACGGUACAACACUGAGACAGACAGAGCAUGGUACAACACUGAGACAGACAGAGCACGGUACAACGCUGAGACAGACAGAGCACGGUACAACGCUCAGACAGACAGAGCACGGUACAACGCUGAGACAGACAGAGCACGGUACAACACUCAGACAGACAGAGCACGGUACAACGCUGAGACAGACAGAGCAUGGUACAACGCUCAGACAGACAGAGCACGGUACAACACUGAGACAGACAGAGCACGGUACAACACUCAGACAGACAGAGCACGGUACAACACUCAGACAGACAGAGUAUGGUACAACACUGAGACAGACAGAGUAUGGUACAACGCUGAGACAGACAGAGUAUGGUACAACACUGAGACAGACAGAGUAAAGUACAACACUGAGUCAGACAGAGCACGGUACAACACUCAGACAGACAGAGUAUGGUACAACACUGAGACAGACAGAGUAUGGUACAACACUGAGACAGACAGAGUAUGGUACAACACUGAGACAGACAGACUAUGGUACAACACUGAGACAGACAGAGCAUGGUACAACACUGAGACAGACAGAGCAUGGUACAACACUGAGACAGACAGAGUAUGGUACAACGCUGAGUCAGACAGAGUAUGGUAUAACGCUGAGACAGACAGAGUAUGGUACAACGCUCAGACAGACAGAGCACGGUACAACGCUGAGACAGACAGAGCACGGUACAACACUGAGACAGACAGAGCAUGGUACAACACUGAGACAGACAGAGCACGGUACAACGCUGAGUCAGAGUACGGUACAACACUGAGACAGACAGAGCAUGGUACAACACUGAGACAGACAGAGCACGGUACAACGCUCAGACAGAGCACGGUACAACACUGAGACAGACAGAGCACGGUACAACACUGAGACAGACAGAGCACGGUACAACACUGAGACAGACAGAGCACGGUACAACGCUGAGUCAGAGUACGGUACAACACUGAGACAGACAGAGCAUGGUACAACACUGAGACAGACAGAGCACGGUACAACGCUCAGACAGAGCACGGUACAACGCUGAGACAGAGUAGGGUACAACGCUGAGACAGACAGAGUAUGGUACAACACUCAGACAGAGCACGGUACAACGCUGAGACAGAGUAGGGUACAACACUGAGACAGACAGAGCACGGUACAACACUGAGACAGAC